GUCAUACAAUAUAAUAUAGGGCUUAUUGGUGAGAUAGCCAAUUUUGGAGACAUAAUUAAAAAUCUAGCAAUGAUUUUGACAUUAUUAAGAAUCUAACAUUUGUGACACAACUGAUCCGGUUAUACCCUCUUCAUCAACAAUUAUCCGGUGAAUAUAUUAUAUAUUGAUAACGUAAUUGAGAAAAAAUAUGGACACGGAGGAACCAAAAAAUUUUAAUGUGAAGGAAGAAGUACCAUCCACGUGACAAGUUUAUUGACCACAUAUAUACACACCGAAUUUUCUAUUCUAUAUUGUCGAAGUAGUAUAUAACGCAAACUACACCUAUAAUCCAUAUAUACUAAACAAUAAUUCAACCUCAACCCCAACUUAUAAAUAAUAUACCCUAAACCCUAUGGAAACAUAAACCCUAAUCCAGCCUUAACCCUAAUCUUGCAUAAACUAAAUCUAAAUUUCUAAAUUCAAGUAAAAUGCAUUACUAUUCUACAUGAGACAUAUAGAAUAGAAAAAGUGAAAAUGUAGUUCCAAUCUAAAUAUCAUUUUGAUAUAUUUCUUAAAUGUUGACAUGAUUAUGCUUUCAUGGAAGGUGGUAAUGCUUGUCAUAUUGUCAACCCCAAUCGUAUAAAUACUAAACCCUAAAUUCUAAUCACUAAACCCUAAUCUAAAUGUAAACCUUAAACCUAAAUAUAAACCAUUAACCCAAAUAUAAACUCUAAAUCCAAAUGGAAUGGAACAUAAUAAAUAACAUAGUACCAAUAGUGAAAUUAUGAAAUGUGUAUGAUUGCAUUAAAGAAGUUAAAACUGAUUUCAACCAUACUCCCUCACCUUAUAAAUACUAAACCCUAAAUUCUAAUCACUAAAUCCUAAUCUAAAUGUAAACCAUAAUCCAAAUGUAAACCCUAAACCCAAAUAUCAAAAUAUAUUUCUAAACAAAAUAGAACAAUUUUAGUAACCGUCAAAUGAAAUAGAAUUUAUCACAUAAAAAUAUAUAUAUUGUUUUAUAUUUAUAUUCUAUAUGAAUAUAAUAGAAUAGAACAUAAUAAAAAAACUGUUCAUCUUCUCCAACACGAGACAUAGAUUUACUUCAAACCAAAUACGUACAUAUUCUAGCAUCUUCACGACUGUCGCUUUGGAAUCGGAGAAGCCUCCCCAUUUCGUCUUCGACAAAGCUUCCUAACCAAUCUUCUCUUCCACAAAACUUCUCUGAGAACUAGUGGUAGUGUCUUCUUCGCCUUUCGAAGUUGGAUAGUCUACAAUUUAAUUUUGGUGAGUUAAGAAUUUUUUUUAUUUUUUUUAGUUAGCAGGUUAAACCGGUAGAUGCAAAGGGUAUUACAGUAUUAAUAUAGAUUUAUAACAGUGUGUAUAGGUUUGGUAAGGAAAAUGGCUAGUUGGUGAAUUAUGAUUUUUUUCAUGGUUAUACUCCCUAAUUUCCCUAUAAUAUAUAUACUUACUGAAUUAGGUAGGACGGAAAGUCAACUUUAAUAAACUAGUUUACUUGGUAUUUAUCAAAACACCUUACAACAUUAUUGAAUAAUUGUAGGUAGAGAGUGUGAAAUGAUUUUUCUUAAUCAAAAUUAUUGAAUAGUCAGGUAACAUGAUAUUCAGAAUAGAUAUAUUUUACAUCAUUACAUGGCAUAAUAAAGUAGAAAAUAUUUGUAUUCCUAACAAUUGUGAAUCUGAUCAUGUAAUAUUUUUUUUGGCAUAUAUAUUCUCACCAAAAGGGUUUCCUGGUAUAUGAUUCAAAAAGUUGUGCGGGCCUGCCUUGAGAAAAUGAAAGCAAGACAAAAUUAAAUAAAAACAUAUCCAUCCAGUGUCAAAUAAAUUAUGAUUGUUUGACAAUAAACAUGAAAAUAAAAUUUUAAUUUAAUUUAUAGUCUCAUCUAUAAUUUCUUCAUUGUUUGUGUUUUAUCAAAGUUGGAUAUAUCACAAUCAAAAUCUAAAACUGAAGUAUAGGCCAACAAUUGAAAAGAAAAGAAAAAGUACAUAUACCAAACACAGAAAAUAAAACAAAAAGAGAGAGAGAAAGAAAGAGAGUUUAACUGCCCUUGUCUCUCUCUGCCACAAGACUUGAGUUUUGUCAGCGUUUUCAUAAACUUAUAAAGUUUCAUCGUUCAAUAUUUGUCUUCAUCUCUCUCUUCUCCUCUUCUUUCUCUCUUUGGUCACUCUCUGUUAAUAUCCGAAACAAAGAAGAAGAAAAAAACAUCUUUAUUUCAAACCGUGUUCUGUUCGCGUAAUCAUCAUAGUUGUUAAAAAGAUUCCUCUUUGGUAUAUAUAUUUUUUUCGUAUUAUCAUAUGAUUGACUGAUUCUGUUUUCUUAUUUAAUUAACUCUGUAAUAAACUCAAAGUCGCUUCUUAUACUCAGAAGAAAAAAAACAGAACAAGAGGUUUCAACUUUGGUCUCAUCUCAAUUCCUCCGCAUGAUUAUAGAUUCAUAGUGCUCCGACCGGUUUGAUCUGAAGAAUCAGGGCUUGAAUCAAUUUAGGACAAGCUCUGUUGUUGUUUUCCAUAUCACAAAAAAAAAUGGCGGAAAGGGUAGAAACAUCUGUUCCAGAAGGUGAAAACACGAUAGAAGAAAGACAUGUAGGAGCUAUGUGGGAGCUAGAGCAGAAGCUUGAUCAACCCAUGGAUGAAGAAGCUACUAAGCUCAACACCACGCCCAGAGAUAAGUUGUCGAUGUUGAUGCUACUGAGACUAUCAUUCCAAAGUCUAGGCAUAGUUUACGGAGAUUUAGGGACUUCUCCACUGUAUGUGUUCUACAAUACAUUCCCUGAUGGGAUUGAAGAUAGUGAAGAUGUAAUCGGAGCUCUUUCUCUGAUCAUUUACUCUCUUUUGCUUGUUCCUCUCAUCAAGUAUGUCUUCAUUGUCUGCAAAGCUAAUGACAAUGGUCAAGGUGGGACUUUAGCUAUAUACUCGUUGCUUUGUAGACAUGCUAAAGUGAGUCUAAUCCCGAAUCAUCAACGCAGCGAUGAGAAUCUCACUACUUAUAGUCGAACUCUAUCCACUGAAGGGUCUUUCUCUGCUAAAACAAAGAAGUGGUUAGAGGGUAAACAUUGGAGGAAGAGAGCUCUUCUUGUCAUUGUUCUUCUCGGGACUUGUAUGACCAUUGGUGAUGGUAUCUUAACCCCUGCCAUCUCCGUUCUUUCAGCUACUGGUGGGAUCAAAGUCAACAAUCCAAAGAUGAGCAGCGACAUCGUUGUCCUUGUGGCUAUCAUCAUCUUAAUAGGACUAUUCAGUAUGCAACACUACGGUACAGACAAAGUAGGCUGGCUCUUUGCACCUAUCGUCUUCAUUUGGUUCCUCUUCAUCGGAGCCACUGGUAUAUACAACAUAUGCAAACACGACACAAGCGUUUUAAAAGCGUUCUCACCAACAUACAUCUACUUGUACUUCAAAAGACGAGGACGUGAUGGUUGGAUCUCUCUCGGUGGCAUUCUUCUCAGCAUUACAGGCACAGAGGCACUAUACGCAGACAUUGCUUACUUCCCGUUACUAGCUAUACAGCUGGCCUUUACAUUUUUCGUCUUCCCUUGUCUUCUUCUAGCAUACUGUGGACAAGCUGCGUAUCUUGUCAACAACAAAGACCAUUACCAAGAUGCUUUCUAUGCAUCUAUCCCUGAUAGUGUGUAUUGGCCUAUGUUUAUAGCGGCGACAGGAGCUGCAAUCGUCGGGAGCCAAGCUACAAUCUCAGGGACUUAUUCUAUAGUCAAACAGGCUGUGUCUCAUGGUUGUUUUCCUCGUGUUCAGAUUGUUCACACUUCUAAAAAGUUCCUUGGUCAGAUCUAUUGCCCCGAUAUUAACUGGAUACUGAUGAUUGGCUGCAUCGCCGUCACCGCUAGUUUCAAGAAUCAGAGCCAAAUUGGAAAUGCAUACGGGACUGCUGUUGUGCUUGUGAUGCUUAUGACCACGUUGCUGAUGGUGCUGAUCAUGCUGCUUGUGUGGAGGUGCCACUGGAGCCUUGUCCUUAUAUUCGCCGUCCUCUCACUGGUAGUGGAGCUUUCUUACUUCUCGGCAGUGAUCUUUAAGUUUAUUGAAGGAGGGUGGGUUCCACUCAUCAUAGCAGCCAUCUCUCUUCUUGUAAUGUCGGUUUGGCAUUACGCAACGGUCAAGAAGUAUGAGUUUGAAGUGCACAGUAAAGUUUCAAUGAGUUGGAUACUUGGUCUUGGUCCUAGCCUCGGUCUUGUCCGUGUCCCAGGGAUAGGGUUGGUCUACACGGAGUUAGCUAGAGGUGUCCCUCAUAUCUUCUCUCAUUUCAUCACUAACUUGCCAGCGAUUCACUCGGUUGUUGUCUUUGUCUGCGUCAAGUACCUUCCUGUUUACACCGUCCCUGAAGAAGAGAGGUUUCUUGUCAAGAGAAUCGGACCAAAGACAUUCAGAAUGUUCCGUUGCGUAGCUAGGUAUGGUUACAAAGAUCUGCAUAGGAAAGACGAUGAUUUUGAAACCAAACUAUUUAAUAAACUCUUAUCAUUCGUCCAUAUCGAAACAAUGAUGGAGCCAGGUGCAAACUCAAGCACGUACAGCAGCGCAUACUCAGUCAACCAAACACCAGAUGCAUUAGUCCAUAACAACAACAACAACAACCACAACAGCAACAACAACAAUGAGAACAAUGAAAACAACAACAUGGAUAUGUUCUCAUCGAUGGUGGACUACACGGUAUCGACUUUAGACACCAUAGUUCCCGUUGAUUCUCCGCAUAGCAGGAUGAGUUUCAGGCAUAGCAACACUAUAGAAGAAGAAGAGGAGGAUGAGUUGGAGUUUUUGAAGACAUGUAAAGAGUCAGGGGUUGUUCAUAUAAUGGGAAACACUGUGGUGAAAGCAAGAAGCGGAGCAGGGCUUCCCAAAAAGAUUGCGAUUGAUUAUGUUUAUGCUUUUCUUGCUAAGGUUUGUAGAGAGAAUAGUGUUAUCUUACAUGUUCCUCAUGAAACCCUUUUGAACGUUGGACAAGUCUUUUAUGUUUAGUUUUGUUCUCUUAUUUUUUUGUAAGACAGUUACAGAUAAAAUGGAAUCAAAGGAUACCAAUUUCAAGGUUAUAGUUAUACAACAGAAUCUGUUAUUA
Brassica rapa (field mustard) is the source of this 5053-nucleotide messenger RNA. Its product is annotated as potassium transporter 9. Lineage: Eukaryota; Viridiplantae; Streptophyta; Magnoliopsida; Brassicales; Brassicaceae. Gene Ontology annotation, cellular component: membrane. Gene Ontology annotation, biological process: potassium ion transmembrane transport. The record is from RefSeq and is a predicted model, not a curated record. Gene Ontology annotation, molecular function: potassium ion transmembrane transporter activity.